Molecule: messenger RNA, 1681 nt
Organism: Drosophila bipectinata
Lineage: Eukaryota; Metazoa; Arthropoda; Insecta; Diptera; Drosophilidae
Gene: MFS1
Product: Major Facilitator Superfamily Transporter 1
Biological process (GO): monoatomic anion transport; transmembrane transport
Cellular component (GO): membrane
Molecular function (GO): transmembrane transporter activity
Source: RefSeq, a predicted model, not a curated record
GAAGUGGCUGCGAUUUAGGAGUUGAGUUUUGUUGAGAUCUCGAAGGCGUAUGGUACCCAAAACAGAAGUGGUGUGAAGAUGUCCUCAGAAACUAAUACUGGACCCAUGAUUGGGCAGCGUCACCUGCAAACCUUUUUGCUUUUUAUGGCCAUUGUGGUCAACUACAUGGGCAAGUUCAAUGCCGGAGUGGCGAUCGUGGCCAUGACGAACGCUGAGAGCAGCAAUCCCAACUUUCCGGAAUAUGAUUGGAGUGAAAUGCAGCGCUCCUACAUCCUGUCCAGCUUCUUCUGGGGCUACAUUUGUACCCAGUUCCUGGGCGGAUGGAUGAACCGAAGACUGGGAGCCAGGAUAACUAUGUUUAUCUCUACUCUUGGUUCGUCCCUGCUGGUUCUACUGCCACCCUGGUGUGUGUCCUGGGGCGGUUGGCAGGCCUACUGCGGCAUCCGGGUGGCCAUGGGUCUGUUCCAGGGGCUUCUCUUCCCCUGUAUUCAUGCCCAUCUGGCCAACUGGUGUCCGGUGAACGAGCGGAACCGGCUGGGAGCACUGGCCAACUCGGGCAUCGACUGCGGCACCCUGGUGGCCAUGUUCGUCAGCGGGGUGAUUGCCUCCUCCAGCAUUGGCUGGCCCGGCAUCUUUUACGUGUCUAGUGGAAUGGGCAUUUGUUGGUGCAUCUUCUGGUUGCUCCUGGGAGCCGACACCCCACGGAAGUCCCGGCUCAUCGGUGAGGCGGAACUGAACUAUAUCGAAAACUCGAUCAACUCCAGCCGGAAGGAGGACACGGAGAAGCUCAAGGUCACUGGCCGGAUUCCAGUGCCUUGGAAGGCCAUUUGGACGUCGGUUCCAUUCUGGGCCCUGAUCUUCACACGAUGCUGUCAGACCUGGGGCUACUCCACCCUCCAGACCGAGCUGCCCGCGUACAUGAACGGUGUCCUGCAGAUGGACAUGAAGAAGAACGCCCUGUUCUCGUCCUUGCCCUACUUCGCCUCCUGGAUCAUGGCCUUCGUCUAUCUGUUUAUCGCCGAUAUCCUACUGACUAGAGGCAUUAUGACCAUCACUGCCAUUCGCAAGUCGAUCAACACCUUGGCCUUCUUCACGCCGGCCGUUACCCUGAUCGGCGUGAGCUUCCUGGACAGUGAUCAGAAGACCCUGUCCGUGGUCCUGAUGUGCACCAACAUCGGCAUCAAUGCAGGCUCGACCAUCGGCAGUACCAUCAACACCAUUGACUUGUCCCCGAAUCAUGCGGGUAUUAUCAUGGGAAUCGUGAAUACAGCCGCCAAUAUUAUGCCCAUUUUAACGCCCCUUCUUGUGGGAGUGAUUGUUAAGGAUGUGACCAAUCGUUUCGAAUGGCAAAUAGUGUUCAUCAUAUCCGCCGUGCUCUUUUUUGUGGGUAACAUAGUCUACCUUAUGUUUGGUCAGAUGGUGAACCAACCUUGGGAUGCCCCCGACUUUUUGUCCAAGCAAAAAGACAGCCACCUCCAGGAGGAGGGACAUUCCAAGGCCCUGGAGGCAAACAAAAGCCAAUUCUUGGAGGAUGAAAAGCGCAAGGAGAGUGAAGCCACAAACGAAAACACAGACUUGUAGACUUUACUGAAAACUACACCCGGCAGGUCCGGGUCUAGAUAGCUAUUUAGGUAACCUUAAUUAGAUUCUAGGUUGUAUAAAUUAAAUAAAUUAAUUGGUU